Messenger RNA from Suhomyces tanzawaensis NRRL Y-17324, 1671 nucleotides. RefSeq lists its product as uncharacterized. The transcript has a single exon. Bases 1 to 1671 code for a protein of 556 amino acids. NCBI's taxonomy places the organism in Eukaryota, Fungi, Ascomycota, Pichiomycetes, Serinales, Debaryomycetaceae. The record is from RefSeq and is a predicted model, not a curated record. Gene Ontology annotation, molecular function: protein binding.
AUGAUUGUGGUCCUGGGCACAAUUCCCAAUGAACGGAUCGUCGCCCUUAACGAGGGAGAAGAAGUGUUGAUCCGCCGGGCCUCCACGCGAGACAACUCCCGUGCUGCACGGAUUACCAACCUCAACUUCAGAAAUACCCACUUAUCCAAGUCCCAUGCGGUGUUGAAGUACGAGAACGCCAGUUUCUUCUUGAAGGACGAAGGCUCCACAUUUGGAACGGUGGUCAACAACAACUUCCUCUUGGAAGGUGCAUGGGUCAAGCUUGUCACUGGAGACACUGUUGGGUUCAUUGUCACCAAGCCCCUGGCGGCGAUCGCAGAGGUGACUCUGAGACACGCAGACCAGGCCACGGUUCCCAUGAGCGAGUUCAAGCCAGCUUCGCUUGGGCUUGAGUUCCUGAUCGUGAUUUCUCACAACAUCAUCAAGUUUGUGCCAAUCGAGGUUUUGGAGGUCAAGGAGGCCUCCGAUGAAACCUUGUUGGAGGAUUUCACCAAGGAUGUGACCGAGGUGAGUGACGAAGAGAUUGAUGGCGACAAGAUCACUGCCGAGUCCCUGAAUGGCUCACUCAAACAAGAGAGUUCCAGCGAAGAUACCGUUGUCGAAGAGGAAGCUCUGGAGUGCCUCUACAAUUUGGGCUGCUGUCCCGGCCAAGCUGGAGUUAUCCAACGCUACGAUCCUCCAACGAAGUCCUCGGAUUCACUACUCACCAGGCUGUUCGAAUUCUUUAUGGAACGUUUCUCUCCAAAAGUUGAUAAAGAGUCGGAAUCUCGCGUCGAGGACAAAGAAUAUGAUGCUAAUGAAGAUGAUGUCGAACUCAUUCUAGACGAGCAUUCUUCAGACGCUGUUGAACCAGAAGAGAAAUCUUCCGGUGAUGUUGUUGAACCAGAAGAAGAAGCUUCCGGUGAUGUUGUUGAACCAGAAGAAGAAGUUUCAGACGAUGUUGUUGAAUGCAGAUGCACUCAGACUUUGGAGGAAGAUGAAUCCAAUGAAGAGGAUGAGCUCACGGCGAGAGCAGUUGAAAUUUGUGAAUUUUCAGAAGAAGAAGAUUCGGACUUGGAUCUGCUUUUACAUGGCAUCAACGCAAGAGUUUCAGAAUCCGAGGUAGGAAGUGAGUCAAAUGAAUCCGGUUCUGAGUUGGAUGUUGAAUCGGAGAACCUGACUGGUUCAGGUUCUGAUUCCGAAUCCGAAUCUGAAUCCGAGUCGAGCUCUUUAUUGGAUUACAAUUCAAUUUCAGAGGUAAGCUCCAUUUCAAGUGAUGCUAGUUUAAUCUCGGAUAUCUUGCAGUUGGAAGCUGGAUCAGAUAAUUCAGAAUCCGAGUCUUCAGAUGGAAUUGAAGUAACUCCGGUUCAGGUUGGCAAGACAGUUUUCUUGGUUGCAAAUGGCGAGGAUCUAGUGGAUUCACUUGCUUCAGAGCCUGAUUGUUGGGGUCGCUGGAAUCAGCAAUGCAAGGGUAGAAAGAGAACUUUCGAUGAAACUAAGGAGGAUGAUGAGGACGACGAUUAUGAGGUCGACGAUGCCGAGGUCUCUCCUCCUCCCGAAAAGAAGGCUAAGAAGGUUUCUUCAACAUUGAAAACUUUUGCCAAAGAAGUUGGUAAGGGUUUGUUCUAUGUUAUUGCCACUAUCACUGCUCUCGGCAUAUAUGGAGGAAAGCUUAACGAUCAGAAUAAGUGA